Molecule: messenger RNA, 477 nt
Organism: Nomascus leucogenys (northern white-cheeked gibbon)
Lineage: Eukaryota; Metazoa; Chordata; Mammalia; Primates; Hylobatidae
Product: 60S ribosomal protein L23a-like
Exons: 3
Coding region: 1-477 (158 amino acids)
Biological process (GO): translation; ribosomal large subunit assembly
Cellular component (GO): ribosome; cytosolic large ribosomal subunit
Molecular function (GO): structural constituent of ribosome
Source: RefSeq, a predicted model, not a curated record
AUGGCACGGAAAGCAAAGAAGGAAGCUCCUGCCCCUCCUAAAGCAGAAGCCAAAGUGAAGGCUUUGAAGGCCAAGAAGGUAGUGCUGAAAGGCGUCCACAGCCACAAAAAAAAGAAGAUCCGCACAUCACCCACUUUCCACACCCCCAGGAGAGCAAGGCCCAAACAUCCUCGGGAGAGCACCCCCAGGAGAACAAAGCACCCCAUGGAGAACAAGCUUGACCACUAUGCUAUUAUCAGGUUGCCACUCACCGCUGAGUCAGCCAUGAAGAAGAUAGAAGACAACAACACACUUGUGUUCAUUGUGGAUGUUAAAGCCAACAAGCACCAGAUCAAACAGGAUGUGAAGAAGCUCUAUGACAUGGAUGUGGCCAAGAUCAACUCCCUGAUUUGGCCUGAUGGAGAGAAGAAGGCAUAUGUUCGACUGGAUCCUGAUUACAAUGCUUUGUCUGUUGCCAACAAAAUUGAGAUCAUCUAA